Molecule: messenger RNA, 1909 nt
Organism: Stylophora pistillata
Lineage: Eukaryota; Metazoa; Cnidaria; Anthozoa; Scleractinia; Pocilloporidae
Source: RefSeq, a predicted model, not a curated record
AUUAGGGAACGAAAUUUCUUUUCAUUGGUUUCAUGUCGAAAGCCGGAAAAAAAACUGACGAUCAGCACGCAGUAACAAUUGAAAGAAUUCGAUGUCGUUUCCACGCGAUGAACCGUUUCUGGUGGAUAUUUAUAAGUCUGAUGCAAGAAGAAAUGCUUUCGAAAGACUGGACCCAAUCCAAGAGACUUAUCGAAGAAAUACGAGGAAAGCCAGCAGCUUGGGGUUGCCAAGUAUUGAUUCUGCCUAUGGCGACUCCGAAAGUUUGUCCCCUGUUUCUAACAGCAACAGUCAUGAAGACGAAAAAAGUGUUUCGACUUCGGAAUUUUCGUUCGACGAUUUCGAUGACUUUCGUAGCGAUUCAAAACUGUCUUCUAAUAAAAGGGCUGAGAGCUACAUGCUCUCUAAAAAGGACAUGCAAGAAAUUGAGGAUCGAGUUGAAGAAAAUCUAAGAGAAGAUUUCAAAAAGAUUUGGCAAAACGCUAGAUUAAAAGAAUUACAGAUAAAAAAGAAAUUCACCAGGGUUAUUGACAACGCUCGCGAUAUGCUGAUAGAAGCUCGAGUGCACGCAGAGAAAGAAGCUGUUAACAAGUUAGAAGAAAGAGCAGAAGAAAAACAGAGCGAGAUAAUGAAGAAGAGAUCUUUGAGGAAAUGGGAAAUCUUGAAAAAAAAGAACCAAAGAGAAGGGAGUGAAAUUCACGACCACAACUUUGGAGCCGGUGAUGACUGGGUGAGACAGCAAAUAGAGGAAAUGGCUGCCUUGAGAAAAAUCCAAUCAGAUUUAGAUCGAGCUCGGGCAAGACGAAAGAGUUCGACUGGAAUCAUCUCUGUUCUGAAGACAAAGAAAGCAGGAAAAAUAAAGCAGAUGAUGCAAACAGAGAUGCGUAAACUUGAGAGAAUCGACGAAAUCCAACACCUGAUUCAAGACCUGGUUGAUCUUGGGUUAAGUGAGCAGGCUGAUUCUUUACGCGUGUCCAUACAGUCCAAAGAAAAAGCUGACAUUACUUUGCGGCGUCAGCUUAAAGAAGAGAGAAAUAAAGCGCGCGUCGAGGCAUUAAAGAAAAAGGAAGAAGAAGUGGAAAAGUUACGCAUAAAAAGGAUCGCUGAGGUAGAGAGACUGGAACAAGAAAGAAAAGUGAGAGAGGAACAAGAAAGACGUAGGCGAGUGAUGGCGGCAUUAGCAAGAAAAGCUCAUAAUCAAGCACUUAAGCGAAGUUUUGAUCAAACUAAACUGACUUCACGGAUUUCAAGAUCGCACACUUUCUCUUUUUUCCCUCCUCCAAUACGAAAAUAGUAACUACAUGGGUUACCAUGGGUCGUCUGACAAUGAAUAAAUAAUGAACUGACCUGAUGAUCGGUAACAUCAAUGGGAAAACUCCGACUACCAGAAUCUUCUUUGCCACAGGGAGGAGUUCACUAUGGCAACAAUCACAAAAGCUUGUCACGCAACGUGGAAUUCUCCACUCCAGCGCUGCAUGACAGACCUAAAGAAAAGCUGAGAGCCGAUUGUGUGUAGUGAAUCAAAACGAAAAACGCGUUAGUGUAUUUAAACCACCUGAAGACAUAGAAAUCGUAAUGAUACCUUAAUAUCAAAACGAUUAUAUAAACCGCUUUUCAUUCGAAAAUAAUCUUAUAACAAAAAAUACAACCAAACAUUUCAAUAAAAUUGAAAGAGAGGUUAGUAUACAUACUGAACAAUAUAAUUGAUAACGUUUAUCUCUUUCUAGCAGGGAGAUAAAACAGUCAACAUCUUCUAUAAUUUAACACGCAAGUCUUUGAUCAUGAUCUGGACAUCACUGUCUAUCUCAAAAUGUAACCUUCAUUUUUCACGUUGGCUAUUUGAAACACAUCCACAUCAAUCUUCUAUUUCCCUGUUUCUGUCAACAAUUUUCUUUUUUCUUCUCCUUCACUU